AUGUGGGAGCCUAACGAACAAUUACUCCUUCGAGCACCUGUGCGUUACAAAAAACAUGAAGGAACCUUGUUCGUUACCCCUCGACGAGUAGCAUGGCAGCAACAAGGAUUACCUCAAUUGAAUCCAUCAAUACACUAUGGCGAGAUUGGAUCUUUGGCACAGACGCCCGAGUCAUCCGCAAAGGUCUUGCUUAAGAUAACGGCGACAGCGCCAACACCUAAAGAUUACACAUUCCACUUCAUCUCACCUAAAGCCUUGACAGAACGAGAAGCUAUCAAAUCCCAAGUGACAGAACUCUUAGCACGUGCCAGAGGCUUAAUGGCCACCAAUACGCCUGUGCAAACAUCAUCAGUCUCUUCAUCUGCCCCAUCGCCAGCACCAUUUACCCCACCAACCACAAAUUCUGCAACCACAACAACUGCGGCUCCGACGUCAAACGACGCUGGUACACCCCAUUCAAUUCAAUCUAUAGCUUCUCCUCUGCCUGUAUCAUCAAGCUCUACAUCAACACCACCACCACCACCACCCGCUUCUUCCAGCUCCACAAAUGCCUGGCGACACGAAGAAUUCAUGGCUAGAAGACAGCUACUGUCAACUAGUCGAGAGCUCCAUAUGUUGCACAUGGAAUUAGUGGUUACAGGAAAAAGUGUUUCUGAAGAAGACUUCUGGUCAAGUCCAUAUGUUAAGCGAAUACGUCAGAAACUGAAAAAGGAUGCAAUUUCUCGUGAAGGAAGACAAAAGGGGAAAUCGUCGAAAAUGGUUGAAUUGAAGCCUGGUCAACAGGAAGGAUCAGAUGUCAAGUAUACCUUGACAAGUCAGAUCAUUCACAACAUUUUUACAGAGUUCCCCUCUGUUAAGCGGGCCUAUGAUACAAAUGUACCUGAUAAACUAUCGGAACAGCAAUUUUGGAAGCGGUUCUUGGCCUCAGAAUUCUUCCAUCGCUCACGGACAGGAGGUCGAGCUCAAUUGACACCUUAUGACGAUAUUUUUGAUCGAUGUCUUCAAGAAGAGGAUGAUGAAAACUCAAAGGCACCAGAGAUAUUAGAUAAGAUUAAGAGAGUCAUUGAUUUGACUGCUACAGAGGAGGACCACGGUGAAUGCGGUAAUGCACCAGAUUAUGCAAUGAAGCCUGGAGAAAACUUGCAAGUCCUGUCAUUAAUCAGACGGUUCAACAGACAUUCUAUGCGUGUUCUCGAAAUACCUUCUACUAAAUCAAAAAACGAAGAAAAGUCAGUUGAUGAUGACAUUGAAAAGGAAAUCAUAAUAUCUGACCUGACAGACGAGCCACCUCCAGAGAAAAUUGUUCUUGAUAUUCAAGACACACGUCGUUACUUUGAAAGUCAAAGUGGCGGACAGAAUAAAAUGCAAUUACAGGAAGAGGAAGGAGAUAAAUUAUUACAAAGUUUCAAAAUACAUUUUCAAGAUUGGCAACCCGAAAUGACAAAGCAUGUAAUGAAACCAAAGGUAGCCGAUAAGGUAUGUCAUGACCUGACAAUGACUAUCAAACGAAAGACUCGACACGAUUUACGAUCAUCUGUAACAGAUGCCAAAUUACCGCCUCCCGUUCAACAGAAGAUUCAAAAUUAUCACUCGGCAACUAAUGAGAUUUUACGACAUUUUUGGUCUUCGUUUGAUCCCUAUCGACCAGAAAAAAAUGUUCGCAUGGUUGAGGGUUUAAGGAAGCAGCAGGAGAAACUUAAAGAAGUGUUGACUGUAGUCAAUAGCUACCAGGGUGAUGUAAAUCGAUGUAGACAGACUCUGAUGCCUGUGAUGACUGCAGUAGACAGAGCGCUAGAAGCUGCAAAAAAACGGGGAAUGAAAAGACGAAUCCUGACAACUAGCCUUUUAUUUAUGAACUUUGAUCUUCUCAAUUAA
Molecule: messenger RNA, 1875 nt
Organism: Phycomyces blakesleeanus NRRL 1555(-)
Lineage: Eukaryota; Fungi; Mucoromycota; Mucoromycetes; Mucorales; Phycomycetaceae
Exons: 13
Coding region: 1-1875 (624 amino acids)
Biological process (GO): transcription by RNA polymerase I; transcription by RNA polymerase II; nucleotide-excision repair
Cellular component (GO): transcription factor TFIIH holo complex; transcription factor TFIIH core complex
Source: RefSeq, a predicted model, not a curated record